CGCUCCCCGGGUCGCGCUCUGCUUUUCCCUUUUUUUUUUUUUUUUUUUUAAUUUCCAAUUUUUGGUCGCAGCUGCGUUUCCCUCCCUCCCCCGCGCCCGCCCCCCCCCCCGCGCCGAGGAGGAGCCCGUGUGCGCGCUGCGCUGCCCGCAGAGCGCUCGGGGCCGCGAAGUUCUUUGUGCCGCUGCCUCCCGCCGCCGCCGCUUUUUUAUUUUGUUUUUUUUCCCCCCUUUUUUAAUUUUUUUUAAAUGUAUAACUUAAUGGGUCUGAACAGCACCGCCGUAGCUCUUCAGCCCAAUGUGUCCUGCACAUGCAACUGCAAGAGGUCUUUGUUCCAGAGCAUGGAGAUCACGGAGCUGGAGUUUGUACAGAUAAUCAUAAUCGUGGUGGUGAUGAUGGUGAUGGUGGUUGUGAUCACGUGUCUGCUGAACCACUACAAACUCUCUGCACGAUCCUUCAUCAGCCGGCACAGCCAGGGGAGGAGGAGAGAUGAGAAUCUAUCAUCAGAAGGAAGCCUGUGGCCUUCAGAAAGCACAGUGUCGGGAAACGGAAUAACAGAGCAGCAAAUCUACACGCCGAGACCCAGCGACCGGCUCGCAGUGCCAUCCUUUUUGCAGAGGGACCGUUUUAACAGAUUCCAGCCGACGUACCCCUACAUGCAGCACGAGAUCGACCUGCCGCCCACCAUCUCGCUGUCGGACGGCGAGGAGCCGCCCCCAUACCAGGGACCCUGCACGCUGCAGCUGCGAGACCCCGAGCAGCAAAUGGAGCUCAACAGAGAGUCGGUCCGGGCCCCCCCUAACAGAACCAUCUUCGACAGUGACUUGAUAGAUAACUCAGUGUACGGGGGGCCGUGCCCCCCCAGCAGUAACUCUGGCAUCAGCGCGACCUGCUAUGGGAGCAAUGGUCGGAUGGAAGGACCACCGCCGACGUACAGCGAGGUGAUAGGGCACUACCCCGGGUCUACGUUUUACCAGCACCAGCAGAACAACAACGGGAUGCCCUCGAUCUUAGAGGGCAGCAGACUCCAUCAUUCACAAAUCAAUGGCCUUGAGAACACAACUGCAUGGAACAAAGAUAAAGAGAAACAAAAAGGGCACCCCUUUUAAAAAAAAAAUCGCGCAAGAAAGUAAAUGAAAUGCUCUGCACUUCUCAUUAAAAGAAAAAGGAGGGAGAUUGAGAGUUGAGGAAGAUGAGCAAAGAAAAAAAGCCCUUCCCCAUCUCUCCGUGUAUAAAUAUUUACUUGUUAUGUCUGGUCUGAAUGCACAAGCCUACAAAGCUUGCAAAAACAUUUCUUUAUUGAGCUGUGUCUAGACAUUUAAAAAGGAAAAAAAAAUCAACUGUAGUCCUUUUUUUUUGUUUCUAGUUGAGCUGUGUGUGAAUGCUUUUUUUUGUUUGAUUAUUUCACUUAACUUUAAAGACAAAAUAUUUGCACAAAAAACGUUUUGUUUAAAGAUCUGCAAUAUAAAUAUAUAAAUAUAUAUUAAAAAUAAGAGAAAGUGUAUGUGUAAGGAGCAGGAGUAUUUUUGUAUUAGAAGAAGAGGCCUAUUCAAAAAAAAAAGUUGUUUUCUGAACUAGAAGAAAAAUGGCAAUUUUUUGAGUGCCAACUCAAAAAGUGUGUAUUACAUUGUAAAAAAACAAAAAACAAAAAAAAACAAAAGCAGGGGUUUAGAGUUAUUUAUAUAAAUGUUGAAAUUUUGCACUAUUUUUUAAUAUAAAUAUGUCAGUGCUUGUGUUGGUCAAAGCCUCUAUCAUGUCUACCAUGAAACUGUUAAGGGAUAAUAUGUCAAAGUGAAGAACAAACUAGCUGGAAGGGGGUGGAAAAAUCCUAAAGUUAAAAGGACAGCCCUGCGAGGAACGUUGUGAGCAAGACUGCAUCUUAUGCAAAUCUUUAAUUCCUAGAGUCCCCGGAGCAUGGACCGUCCUGGCCAGUCGGCUGGUCAGUGGCCCUCGCUGUUUUAUACAUUCCCUACCAAGAAAGAGGAGUGUGAGUGUGUGUGUGUGUGUGUGUGUGUGUGUGUGUGUGUGUGUGUGUGUGUUAUCCGUUAGGAUUAUUGGAGUAAAAAAGAUAAAAAUUGCUGCUUCUGAGAGUCAGUAAUGACAGGAGCAAACAAAAACUACUUGAUUUUUUUUUUGACAACCUCUAACUUUUUGGAGGGGGGUGGUGGGGAUGAGAAUAAACUUCUGUGUCUGAAGGAACAAA
Rhea pennata is the source of this 2201-nucleotide messenger RNA. RefSeq names its product prostate transmembrane protein, androgen induced 1 (gene PMEPA1). Gene Ontology annotation, biological process: negative regulation of transforming growth factor beta receptor signaling pathway. Gene Ontology annotation, cellular component: early endosome membrane; Golgi membrane. The transcript is spliced from 4 exons. Bases 247 to 1107 code for a protein of 286 amino acids. The record is from RefSeq and is a predicted model, not a curated record. Lineage: Eukaryota; Metazoa; Chordata; Aves; Rheiformes; Rheidae. Gene Ontology annotation, molecular function: R-SMAD binding.